AUGACGGACGGCACGAAUCCUACUACUCAAGAGGAAUUGGCAGAGCCCUUGCUCCCUCAAGGAGACGAUGUGGAAUCAAUUCCCCCCGAAGAUGUCUGUGCCACGACGGACAAUGACGACAACAAUAACGACGACACUGGUGACGGCGACAGCAAUACAGAGUUUUCCUUCCAGAACGAGGUUGCGGAAAUGGUCAACCUGGGUAUUCCCUUGGCGGUCAGCUUUUUCUGUCGAAUGGGAAUGGCGUCUACCGAUUCUGCCUUUGUGGGACACAUUCACAAUGGUGACAAUUCACCGGAAGUGUAUUUGGCCGCCGCCGUCUUGUCGGACAUGAUGGUCACGCUCUGUAUCACUCCGCCAUUGGCAUUCAAUCAAAUUGUCAGUGCCUUGGUCGGACAGGCCAUGGGGUCCAACAAUCCCAAAAUGGCCGGCAUUUGGUUGCAACAAUCCAUGUUCUGGAUCGCCGUCACAAUGACGCCCUGUUUGGUCGGGUUGUUCUAUGUACAGCCCUGUUUGGAAUUGCUCGGAUUUUCGCAGGAAAUCAGUGAGGUGGCGGGACAAUAUGCCAAAUGGAAUCUACUCUGGCCCGUCCCGAAUGGACUUUACCAAUGCCUCCGAUUCUACUUUCAGGCGUGUGGUUUCCCACGUCCCGCCAUGUACAACAAUCUCGCAUUCUUGGGCAUUAACGCACUCUUGAACUGGAUCUUUGUCUUUGGAGGACCCAUCCCGGGUUGGAAUGGAUUUGGAUUUAUUGGGGCUGCCAUUUCCUUGUCCAUUUCCAGAACCAUGCAAGGAGUCUGCUAUUUCAUUUACAUGUUUCUCAUCAAAGAACACCACAAACAUGCAUGGCCCGAUG
Molecule: messenger RNA, 856 nt
Organism: Seminavis robusta
Lineage: Eukaryota; Bacillariophyta; Bacillariophyceae; Naviculales; Naviculaceae
Source: the annotation of a GenBank genome assembly